GGCUGGUCUUGAACUCCUGACCUCGUGAUUCACCUGCCUCCGCCUCCCAAAGUGCUAGGAUUACAGGCAUGAGCUACCAUGCCCGCCACAGCCUGCCACCCCUCCUCCCCCACCAUUGGGCUCUGUCGUACAUAGUCAGGCCUAGUGGGGAAGUGAAGCCUGAGGACUCAGGGCUCAUGGUCAGGUCUGUGGGUUAGAUCCCUCAAAGGACAGGGGAGGGGCCAUGGGGAGACAGGCUCGAGGUGGAAGCUGGGCCCUGGCAAGGGGACAGGACACUUUGGGGCAGAAACUGGAAGGAAGACUUGUGACCAAAUUUGAGGAAGGACAGGGGGCCCUCCCCAAAUGGCCUGGGGGUGCCACUUGUUGGGUGUUGACUGCAAAGUAUGGCCUCCACCCUAUACUGUGGCCCUACCUUCUCCUGUCCCUGGCUUUCCCCUGAGCUGGCCUGGGACCCAGAGUGGUUGCCAGUGACCUGGAGAGUCCUGAGAUGAUGUGACCGCUGCCCACUCCCUCCCCUGAGUGUAACUCAAACCCUGGGCCCUUCUGAGGUCUGCCAAGAGGGAGGGUGGGUGGACAGAUCAGUUUCCUGGGCUGCUAUUCUAGGUGGGAAGGCCGGGCUGCCUGCAGGGAGAGGGCUCUGAGUGACCUGGGACCUACCACAGGAGGCGCUUUUCUCACCUCACUGGGCUUGGAGUCACAGCGGGGGGACUCAGCCUGCGGCGGCCCUGAGCCAGUGGCUGGGUUCCCAGGCUGCCCCUGGGCUUAAGAGGCUGUGUGUGAUCUGAGGAGAACAGCUUCUCUCAGCCUGGUGUCCCUGAAGCCAGGCCUCCAGGGAGCACACAGCGGACUUCCUUGCUCUGCCACCACACCUUCUGCUGUCUGAUGUGAGUCCUUUGUCCUGCUGUGUCCACCUCAUCCACUGGCUGAAGGCUUCUCCAGAGCAGGCCACCACCACCUGGGGGCCUCAGUCUCAGACUGGUGGGCCGUGGCACCACCAUGGAUAUUUCUCUGAAGUAUCACACACUGCACUCCCACUCUAUUUUGUUUCUUGGCACUUACCACCAACUGGCGGGGACACCCCUCUCUGUUUGCAGUUGGGUCUCCCCUGGGCUGGAGCUCCCUGCAGACAGGGACCUUAUCUGUCUUGUUCAUACCGAUUUCUCCAGUGCCCGCACGCAGUAGGUGCUGGAGAGAUGACAAAGACAGAGCACUGGCUGCCAUGACCACCCCAGCCCCAUAGGUCUGCCCGGGGCAGAGCUGUGGCCAGACAUGUCCCAGCCUCAAGGGAGGAGUCAGCCUCCCUGGAAGAGGUAUGGACAGUGGCCACGCGGAAGGACCAGGACCUAGAUGGGGUGGGGAGCUGUGGGAGCCAGACCCACUUUGGGGAAAGCUUCUAGAGAAGCUUCUGGAAAGAGAGGCCUUCUCAUUGGGCUUUGAAGGGUAAAGGAAAAGGCCUUCCUUGGACCGGAAGCAGCAGGAGUGAAGGCAGAGGCCGGGCACGCUUGCAGACCUGUGAGGAGGAGGCAGCGGGAGCCUGGGCCUGGAGCACUGGGCUGGAGUGUGGAGGCGGGCUGGGGUGUUGGGUGUUGGUUGCAACCCUGUCAUCAGGGACACAGGCUGCCACACGCACUUCCUUCCCCUGCUGAUGCCUCGGGGCACCUGGCAGUUGAAGGAAGGGGAAGGAAGCCCUUCCUCCUCUGGGAAGUCUCCCAGCCUGCAGAGCCUUCUUCCUGCCUUCCUGCCUGUGCUGCCCUGUGAGGCCGGCUCCCAGGCCAGCGACCACCAGGGGCCCGAGGAUGAAGCCAAGUCUGCUGUGCCGGCCCCUGUCUUGCUUCCUUAUGCUGCUGCCCUGGCCUCUGGCCACCCUGACAUCAACAACCCUUUGGCAGUGCCCACCUGGAGAGGAGCCCAACCUGAACCCAGGUCAGGGCACAUUAUGCAGGCCCUGCCCCCCAGGCACCUUCUCAGCUGCAUGGGGCUCCAGCCCAUGUCAGCCCCAUGCCCGCUGCAGCCUUCAGAGGAGGCUGGAGGCCCAGGUGGGCACGGCAACUCAAGAUACACUCUGUGGAGACUGCUGGCCUGGGUGGUUUGGGCCUUGGGGGGUUCCCCGUGUUCCAUGUCAACCGUGUUCCUGGGCACCUCUGGGUACUCAUGGCUGUGAUGAGUGGGGUCGGCGGGCCCGACGUGGUGUGGAGGUGGCAGCAGGGGCCAGCAGCGGUGGUGAGACACGGCAGCCUGGGAACGGCACCCGGGCAGGUGGCCCAGAGGAGACGGCCGCCCAGUACGCGGUCAUCGCCAUCGUGCCUGUCUUCUGCCUCAUGGGGCUGUUGGGCAUCCUGGUGUGCAACCUCCUCAAGCGGAAGGGCUACCACUGCACAGCGCACAAAGAGGUCGGGCCCGGCCCUGGAGGUGGAGGCAGUGGAAUCAACCCUGCCUACCGGACUGAGGAUGCCAAUGAGGACACCAUCGGGGUCCUGGUGCGCCUGAUCACAGAGAAGAAAGAGAAUGCUGCCGCCCUGGAGGAGCUGCUGAAAGAGUACCACAGCAAACAGCUGGUGCAGACGAGCCACAGGCCUGUGUCCAAGCUGCCGCCAGCGCCCCCGAACGUGCCGCACAUCUGCCCGCACCACCACCACCUCCACACCGUGCAGGGCCUGGCCUCACUCUCUGGCCCCUGCUGCUCCCGUUGUAGCCAGAAGAAGUGGCCUGAGGUGCUGCUGUCCCCUGAGGCUGUAGCUGCCACUACUUCUGCUCCCAGCUUUCUGCCUAACCCGACCAGGGUUCCCAAGGCCGGGGCCAAGGCAGGGCGCCAGGGCGAGAUCACCAUCUUGUCUGUGGGCAGGUUCCGCGUGGCUCGAAUUCCUGAGCAACGGACAAGUUCAAUGGUGUCUGAGGUGAAGACCAUCACGGAGGCUGGGCCCUCGGCGGGUGAUCUCCCUGACUCCCCACAACCUGGCCUCCCCGCUGAGCAGCAGGCACUGCUAGGAAGUGGCGGAAGCCACACUAAGUGGCUGAAGCCCCCAGCAGAGAACAAGACCGAGGAGAACCGCUAUGUGGUCCGCCUAAGUGAGAGCAACCUGGUCAUCUGAGGGGCAGUCUAGUCUGAGGACACUGUGGCCCUGCCCUGGGAGGUUCCGAAGGCUUCCUGGAGGAGGUGGAGCUGCAGCUGGGACUGUGAGGACCGAGAAGCAAUGGCCCAGCAGAUAAGACAGCAAAGACCAAGGCCUGGAGGUGGGAGUGUCCGCCCCAGUGAGGAGGCAGGUGGCCGGCGGGCACUGUGUACAGGAGCAGACUGAGCCCGCCCCGGCCCUGCUGCCAGGUUGCUCCCCUGCAGGAUGCCCCGACCCCCAUGCUUGCCCUGGCUGGACCGUAGGAGCCCACGGGAUUCUCUGUAUCAUCAGAGGGCUGGGCUUGGCAGAGGGGAGGAGCCCGUGCCCGUCACCCCGGCCCCAUUCCUUGGUAAUUAGCCACACCCUUGCCUCUGAACAGGGCCCUAGAGCAGAUGUGCCUCCCACUCCUCUUCCAGCAGGUCUAUAAAGGGAAGGGGCAACAGAAAGUCCUGGGCUAGGAGAAUGAAUCCCUGGGUCUUAAUCUUGGGCACGUCUAUGGCCAUCGCUGGGUCCACUUUUCUGACUAUGAAGUAAGGAGAGACGUUCUCAGUACCCAGGGCCUCUUCAGCUCUUUGCGGGUUCUGGGCUGGGUUGUGGGGGGCUGGGGAGCUGGGCUCUACCAUCCCUCCUAUUAGUAGCUUUAUCCAGCCCCGUUUUUGCUGCUUCCAGGGCCUCUGCCUUCUAGACCCCAACGGGGCUGUCCACCCAUGGCUCUGCCUACAGAAGGGGCUUAAUGCAUGUGCCUGCCCCUCCCCCAGCUGUUUUUACUGAAACUGAAAAAAACAGACUUGAUCCCGGCAGGACUGUGAUACAGAGCCCUAGCCUGCCCAGCCGGCCCCAAGAUCUCAGGAGCUUUAGGGAGAAGAGUGUUGGUGGGGCUGGAGCGCACCUUGGGCCUCAGUGGUUUCUGCGUCCCUGUGGUGCCAGUGCUUCUGGGCAGUGCAGGCGGCUGCCAGGCCCAGCCCUGACCUCCACUCUGGCUCAGCAACCUGGUUAUUUAUGUGGGGCCGUGCAGGCAUGCGCCUCACUGCCUGUCCGUCCUGUUUCUCUUAUUUAUUGAAACUUGCCGUUGCCCUAUCCUUGUGUCUCCAUCCCCUUCCAUGUGUUGAAUAAUAAAAGGUGGGAAAGUGCUGUCACGAGGAGCUCUUUUUCUCUGUGCCCUUCCCAGCUUAUCUGCCUGUUCCACUUGUACCUGUCCAGCCCUGCCCUGUAUUGGGCACCGUGGCAGGCUGCCCUCCCCUCACAGUCCCUGCACCUCAGCAGCCGGGGAAGCAGGGCCCAGAGGAGACCCAUCAGCUCAUCUGGUUCUCACCAAAUCCCCUAGCUAGAGGCAGGGCUGUCCCACAGAAAUAGUGUGAGCCAUAUAUGUGACUUUAAAUUUUCUGACAAUCACAUUUCGAAAAGUAAAAAGAAGCAGGUAAACUUAAUUUUAAUAUAUUUUUUAACCCAGUCUAUCCAAAAUAUUUUCAUUUUACUAUAAAAUCAGCAUAAAAAUUGUGAAUGAGCUGUUUUUGCUUUUGCCUUGAAAUCUGUUGUGUAUCUUACACAUCUUGAUUGGAACUCGAAUGUUUCAAGGGCUCCAUAGCCAUGUGGCCAGCAGCUACCACGCUGGUCAGCGCAGCACCUGAGGAAGUGCACUGUGUGGAGCCCGGGAGGUGAAUGGGGGUGAGGCAGAUGUGCGGGCCAGGGAAUGUGUUCCACAGAGAGGGACAGCAUGUGCAAAGGCCGGGCACCAACACAUAGUGGGCACCUGGGCCUUAUGCCAAGGACCCCAGGGAGCCUCCAAAACAUUCAGCUCCUGCUUGGCCAGUGUGGAGAGGAAAGGAGCCACAGGAGUGGGUGCCACACCCAGGUGAGAUGGAGCCUCCGUCUCCAUCUGAGAUUCCUAGGGCAAGCUUCCAACCCGGUCCACGGGCCACAUGUGGCCCAGGAUGGCUUUGAAUGGGGCCUAACACAAAUUCAUAAACUUUCUGAAAACAUU
Messenger RNA from Piliocolobus tephrosceles (Ugandan red Colobus), 5091 nucleotides. It is a transcript of the gene RELT, whose product is annotated as RELT TNF receptor. Gene Ontology annotation, biological process: amelogenesis; apoptotic process. Gene Ontology annotation, molecular function: protein binding. Bases 1797 to 3089 code for a protein of 430 amino acids. The record is from RefSeq and is a predicted model, not a curated record. NCBI's taxonomy places the organism in Eukaryota, Metazoa, Chordata, Mammalia, Primates, Cercopithecidae. The transcript is spliced from 11 exons.